Messenger RNA from Phaedon cochleariae (mustard beetle), 999 nucleotides. Lineage: Eukaryota; Metazoa; Arthropoda; Insecta; Coleoptera; Chrysomelidae. The record is from the annotation of a GenBank genome assembly.
AUGGCUAUCAAAUUGGCCAAACAGUUGGGCAUAAAACAUCGUUACAAUGAGGAAUCGAGGUUAGCUGGAUUUCCAUGGCUACAGUUAUUCCCGCAGAGAAACCCAAGGCUUUCAGUGAGAGAAUCAGAAGGAGUUGAGGCAUAUUUUCAGCUGCUAGCAACGGGAAUUGUGCCAUUCAACCCUUCUGCUAUCCCAGAUGACGAUUAUGUGUCUGAAAAUUAUAACAUACCAGAGGUCUCUGAUGCAGUUGAGAAUAUACGAGAUCCUUAUGGCAAUUCUCGUAGUCUUGACAAAGCUUCAGCUUAUGAAAAUCAAAAACCUUCCUUUAGUUGGCAGACUGUAGGUGGAACUGUACCUGGAGAACAAAAUGAACCGCAUGCAGAAACUAAUGCAAAUACUCCUGAUGACAAUCAACUACCUUGUUGCAGUUGGCAGACUGUAGGUGAAUCUAUACCAGAAGAAAGCAAUGAACCGCCUGCAGAAACUGAUGCAAAUACUCCUGUGAAAUGUACCCCUGAAAAAAUACUGAAUAUAAUCUCACCGGUUGUUUCUGCUGCCAUAAAUUCGGUUCGAACCAGGAGCAAGCAGCUGGCCGAAAUAAUUUUAACCAUACAGGCAAAAAUUGACGAAAAAAGAAAGAAGGGACUAAGAAAACACAUAAAGAAAAAAAGACCACAAAGAGAAGAGCAACAAAUACUGCGGAAAUACCUGAGUCAAGAACAUGAAAAGAAUAAUAGAUGCUACAUAAAUGGCAACAAAAAAGUAGUGACCAAAGCUGAGAACAGGGCAAAUAGUGUACCAUCAACUCCUACCCAACAAAGAUCAGUACAAUUGCGAGAGAAAUCGAGUAAGAAUCAAUAUGAAGUACCAACGGAGCAAAUCGUCCAGCCGAGAAAACUGAAUAAACCAGAGGUGACCUACCGAACAGAGGAAACUCCAAAAUUCGAUGAAGUGGCACCAACAGUGAGCGGAGUCAAAAAGAAACAAACGUCCAAAUGA